AUGAAUAUUAGAGAGCAUAUCCGCCAAGAUCUCCAGCCGUACGUAUGUACCUACGAGAAAUGCCCAGAGGCCCACCGCAUGUACGCCAGUCGGCAUACGUGGCUUGAACAUGAACGACUAGUCCACCGCCGCAUAUGGAGAUGCUUCGAACACAGGUCCUUCAUCUCAAAAUCGGAAAAAGGCUUGCUGCAACACUUUUUAGAUUGCCACAAAGGUCUAGAUCAGCAGCAGAUCGAAAGUCUCCUAGAUAUAGCCGAGACGACGGUAGCCGAUGACCGAAAAACGUGCCCAUUCUGCUACUCGAUUGGACCUUUCGCUAAGGGCUUUUACAAUCACGUGGCUUUCCAUCAGGAACAACUCGCAACCUUUGCAAUUCCACGAAACUUUGACAGUAACGAAGAGGAGGACUCUGGGAGAGCUGAAGGCAUCAGAUCAGCCGGUUCUUUGCGUUCCGUUGCUCUAUAUUUCACAGACGGUGAUAGCAGCCUUGACAGCGAUGAGAGUGACGUAUCAGUACACAAGAUCGAUAACCCCCUACUAGACUCUGCAGGAAUCGGGGACGACGCGGUCGUAAGGCUACUGCUCGACAAGGGUGCCAAUCCCGAGUCGAUGGGUAACCAUGGCCAGACGCCGCUGGCGUGGGCGGCUACAAACGGCCACGAGGCGGUUGUAAGACUGCUGCUCGAAAGGGGCGCCGAUCCCGAGUCGAAGGAUAAUGAUGGCCAGACGCCGCUAGCAUUGGCGGCUGCAAACGGCCACGAAGCGGUCGUAAGUCUGCUGCUCGAGAGGGGCGCCGAUUCCGAAGCGACGGAUAAUCAUGACCAGACGCCGCUGGCGUUGGCGGCUACAAACGGCCAAGAGGCGGUUGUAAGACUGCUGCUCGAGAGGGGCGCCCAUCCCGAGCCGAAGGAUAACUAUUUCCAGGCGACGCUGGCCGAAACCAUGCACAGGCGGGCGUUAGAGGACCAAGAAAAGGUGCUGGGGCCAAAACAUCCAGACACGCUCACUAGUGUCAGCAAGCUUGGUUCAGUCCUUGAUAGCCAGAGCAAGUAUGAAGAGGCCGAAGCCAUGCACCGGCGGGCAUUACGAGACCGACAGAAGGUGCUAGGGUCAGAACAUCCCGACACGCUUACUAGCUUUAGCAACCUUGGUUCGGUCCUUUCCCGCCAGGGCAAGUACAAAGAGGCCGAAGCUAUGCACCGGCGAGCGUUAGAGGGAUAUGAAAAGGUGCUAGGGCCAGAAAGUCUACGCGCACUCACUAGUGUUAGUAACCUUGGCUUUGUCCUUGAUAGCCAGGGCAAGUACGAAGAGGCUGAAGCCAUGCACCGGCGGGUGUUACAAGACCGAGAGAAGGUGCUAGGGCCAGAACAUCCAGACACGCUCACUAGCGUCAGUAACCUGGGUUCAUUCUUUUCUAACCAGCAAAAGUACGAAGAGGCCGGAGCCAUGUACCGGCGGGCGUUAGAAGGAUAUGAGAAGGUGCUAGGGCCAGAACAUCUAGAUACGCUCGCCAGCGUUAGCAACCUUGGUUUUUUCCUUGAUAGCCAGGGCAAGUACGAAGAGGCCGAAGCUAUGCACCAGCGGGCGGUAGAAGGAUAUGAGAAGGUGCUGGGGCCAGAACAUCCAGACACGCUCGCCAGCAUCAGCAACCUUGUUUUAUUCCUUGAUAGCCAGGGCAAGUACGAAGAGGCCGAAGCCAUGCACGGGCCCAAUCCAUAG
Molecule: messenger RNA, 1719 nt
Organism: Penicillium soppii
Lineage: Eukaryota; Fungi; Ascomycota; Eurotiomycetes; Eurotiales; Aspergillaceae
Product: ankyrin repeat domain-containing protein
Exons: 1
Coding region: 1-1719 (572 amino acids)
Biological process (GO): microtubule-based movement
Cellular component (GO): cytoplasm; kinesin complex; membrane-bounded organelle
Molecular function (GO): kinesin binding
Source: RefSeq, a predicted model, not a curated record